AGCUGAAGCCAUUCAAGCUGGAGUGCCUGGGCUGAACACGUUGUGAGUUGCAGCUUCUAGCAGAACAGCCAGGAAGCCCAGCCUGGGAGACGCCGCCCCGGGGAGGAGCCGGCCCAUGCUAAUGAGCAAGUUGCCUGCCAGAGACAGGAACUCCGUUCCCCUCCGUGUCAGGAUCGCAGAAAUUAUGCCCCUUCUUUCACCAUGAGCUGGCUUUCCAGUUCUCAGGGAGUUGUGCUAACUGCCUACCAUGCCAGCAGCAAGGACCAGGCCGUGGGGGACAGCCAUGCAAAGCAGGGUGGGGAGCCCACCUCCUCCUCCAGUUGCAGAUAUGGCCAAUACACCAUGAACCAGGAAAGCACUACUAAAGCUACAGAGAAACCUCCGUUCGAUCGAUCGAGUUCCCAGGAUUCCUUGGAUGAAAUGUCUAUGGAGGACUACUGGACAGAACUAGAAAAUAUCAAGAAAUCUAGUGAAAACAGACAAGCUCAAGAGGUGGUGGUUGUCAAAGUCCCUGAUGAGGGCGAAUUGGAAGAAGAGUGGCUGAAAGAGGCCGGCUUGUCCAAUCUCUUUGGAGAGUCCGCCGAGGAUCCCCAGGAAAGCAUGGUGUUUCUGUCCACUCUGACACGCACCCAGGCCGCAGCUGUUCAGAGGCGGGUGGAGACGGUCUCCCAGACCUUGAGGAAGAAGAACAAACAAUACCACAUCCCUGACGUCAGAGACAUAUUUGCUCAACAGACAGAGUCAAAAGAAAAAGCUCCAGAUGGCCCUGAAUUGCAGGCAGUCAGAACAAUUGAAAACAAAUACCAAGAAAAAGAUGACCAGGCUUCCUGCCUCACUGUUAGUGACAAGGAGCUGAUCCUGCCUGUGCCUGAGGACACACCUGCCUCUGUCACGGACAUCAACCUGGAGGUGUCAUUUGCUGAGCAAGCCUUCAGUCAGAAAGACAGCGCCAAGGACAAGGCACAGAAAACUAAAGGCAACGAUGCCUCAUUACCUAGUUUCAGAUUGCCAAAAGAUAAAACGGGCACCACGAAGGUGGGUGACCUCGCUCCCCAGGAUAUGAAGAAGGUGUGCAAUUUAGCCUUGAUUGAGCUGACCGCCCUCUAUGAAGUCCUGGGUGUGGAGAUGAAACAACAAAAAGCUGUGAAAAUCAAGACAAGAGAUUCCGGUCUUUUUGGUGUUCCACUGACAGUACUGUUAGAACAAGAUCAGAGGAGAGUGCCAGGAACUCGAAUACCCUUCAUCUUCCAAAAACUGAUUUCUCGAAUCGAAGAAGGAGGCUUGGAAACGGAAGGCCUCUUGCGGAUACCUGGAGCUGCCACCAGAAUUAAGAAUCUUUGCCAAGAACUAGAAGCAAAGUUUUAUGAAGGGACUUUUAACUGGGAAAGCGUCAAACAGCACGAUGCAGCCAGCCUGCUGAAGCUCUUCAUCCGGGAGCUGCCCCAGCCGCUGCUCAGCGUGGAGUACCUCAAAGCCUUCCAGGCUGUCCAGAAUCUUCCAAUGAAGAAGCAACAGCUACAGGCCUUGAACCUCCUCGUCAUCCUCCUACCUGAUGCAAACAGAGACACACUGAAGGCCCUGCUUGAAUUUCUCCAAAGAGUCAUAGAUAAUAAAGAGAAAAAUAAAAUGACAGUCAUGAAUGUAGCAAUGGUCAUGGCCCCAAAUCUCUUCAUGUGCCACGCACUGGGUUUGAAGUCCGGCGAACAGCGAGAGUUUGUAAUGGCAGCGGGGACGGCAAAUAUCAUGCACCUACUGAUUAAGUAUCAGAAACUUCUAUGGACAAUCCCCAAGUUCAUUGUUAAUCAAGUGAGGAAGCAGAACACCGAAAGCCACAAGAAGGACAAAAAACCUAUGAAGAAACUGCUGAAGAAAAUGGCUUACGACCGAGAAAAAUAUGAAAAGCAAGAUAAGAGUACCAAUGACGCUGACGUUCCUCAGGGAGUGAUCCGCGUGCAAGCGCCCCAUCUUUCCAAAGUUUCCAUGGCAAUACAGCUAACUGAAGAACUAAAAGCCAGUGAUGUGCUUGCCAGAUUUCUCAGCCAAGAAAGUGGGGUUGCCCAAACCCUAAAGAAAGGAGAAGUUUUUUUGUAUGAAAUUGGAGGAAAUAUUGGGGAGCGCUGCCUCGACGAGGACACUUACAUGCAGGACUUAUACCAGCUCAACCCGAACGCCGAAUGGGUCAUAAAGUCAAAGCUGUCGUAGAAGACAGCAGCGCAGAUAACUGCAAAGACUUCUGAAAUAAUUCUUGCUGGGUCGAGAGUGUAAAUAAAAGAAAUGGCGGGACUCUUACUAUUCAACUCUACCCAACUAUUAAAAAGUGACACCUCAAGCCUUAAAAAUGUACACCCGUGGGCUGCUGCCAGAACUAUGUUAAUAAAUUGAUAGUAGAAAACAAAUUUCUCGAUAGGAAAGGGGCUUCCUUAGCUUGGGACUGUUUUCGUAUACUCUGUAAAAUGCACCCAGUUGUGACAGUUGUUUUCUAAUAUGAAAGUAUAUUUUCUACCCACUUUUUUUCUCCCCAAGUCAAAUAUUCUGUAGCAUAUCCUUUUGUACCUCUUCAGAUCUGUCUUUCCUCAACAUGGCUGGCUUUUUAAUCCAAAAAAGCUAACAGAUACAAGGUUUGUCAAGUUAUGAAGCCAGCAGAUGUUAAAAUAGACCUAAUUGUGAAGUAUUUAUGUCAUUGUAGAGUGUUGGUAUUCAUGUCUUUGGGUCAUUUAUCCAAAUAACACCUUGCUUCUGUAUCAUAGGUGAUGAUUUGCAUUUUUUCAGUUCAUCUGACAUAUUUGCACAGAGCUAUAUCCAAGACCAAGGAAAUAAACCACCAGAAACUGCCAAUUAUCACCAAACCAUUAAAUUCUUAAAUACUAUGAAUAAAUAAAACACACCCAUGUGGAAUAACUGAAAAUACCAAUAACCAGAGAGUGAAAGCCAAAUUAUUUCACGCAGGGUGCACUCUUGCAAAGCUUAUUUAAACAGUCCUAGCUGGCUGUCGUCCUUGUCAUAUCAGCAUCAGAAUAUAAUCUGGUAAUGGCUGGAGAAUAUAUUAAAGCAGGGUUUUUAAAUAUUUUUGUCCUAAACAAGUCUACUGGCAGAGUUAAUCUGGGUAUAAAUAGUCAUGUGAACAAGCUUUGGUUUGUGUACUUAUUUUAAAUAGUCCGUACACUUAUUAAACUGUUGAAAGAACUAUUCCCAGGGGUUUUAAUGGCUAAACCACGCCGUGACAAGAGGUAAGCCUCUGUACUGUAAAUAAGAGAAAUGUUAAAUAUUUUAUGAGGUUAGAGUACAGUAAAUAAAAGGUGAUGUAAAUGAAUGCCGUGCCAACUGUGUUUAUGAUACUUUUAGUAGUUCUUCGGGAAAAAUUACAUUCUCAGAAGCUCUUGCUGUCAGUCUAAUUAGUAGUCAAAAUGCCGUUAAUGGGAACAGUCAUAAAUUUUUAGCAUUUAAUUACAAGAGCAGCCUAUGGAUAUGAUCACUUCAAUAACUUGUUGGUGAUUUGUGCCAUUGCUUUUUUAUUUAAUGACAUUUUAUAAUUAAAUACUUUUUUCUAAAUUUAUGGAAUUAUUAUUUUUAAUCCUGUGUGUUGAUGAGUCUACUUUCUUAAUAUUUCUAAUUGACAAAGGAAGUAUGUUAUCAUAAGCCAUAUUUACUUCUAUUGUCCCUGUUUCACCCUAAGAUUUAAUUUGAAAGGUAUGUGAGAGAAACUUCCUUCCCUGAGGGCUUUCCUGGUAUAGAUUUCUAUUUUUUAGGGCUUUCCAAACUGUGUUCUGUUUCUCAUUUUAACAAUAUGUAUUUUCUUUUUUAGCAGAACUUUUAUUGAUGGUUUGAUGAAAAGAAUAUAAAAGUUUAAAAAAAAUGUUAGGGCUGAGCGACUCCAGGAGUGAAUGUAAUGGUUUAAAUAAAUGACUUUCUAAAGCAUA
This is a messenger RNA of Chinchilla lanigera (long-tailed chinchilla), 3917 nucleotides long. RefSeq names its product Rho GTPase activating protein 18 (gene Arhgap18). Gene Ontology annotation, cellular component: cytoplasm. Gene Ontology annotation, biological process: regulation of small GTPase mediated signal transduction; signal transduction; regulation of actin filament polymerization. The transcript has 15 exons. Gene Ontology annotation, molecular function: GTPase activator activity. NCBI's taxonomy places the organism in Eukaryota, Metazoa, Chordata, Mammalia, Rodentia, Chinchillidae. The record is from RefSeq and is a predicted model, not a curated record. Bases 202 to 2202 code for a protein of 666 amino acids.